Messenger RNA from Rhinocladiella mackenziei CBS 650.93, 2892 nucleotides. RefSeq lists its product as uncharacterized. Gene Ontology annotation, molecular function: protein binding; protein-macromolecule adaptor activity. The transcript is spliced from 2 exons. The record is from RefSeq and is a predicted model, not a curated record. Bases 1 to 2892 code for a protein of 963 amino acids. Gene Ontology annotation, biological process: organelle fusion; intracellular protein transport; vesicle-mediated transport. NCBI's taxonomy places the organism in Eukaryota, Fungi, Ascomycota, Eurotiomycetes, Chaetothyriales, Herpotrichiellaceae. Gene Ontology annotation, cellular component: endosome; HOPS complex.
AUGGCGCUGGAUCUGGACGAAGGAUAUGUUGCUCGGGGCCUAGCCCAAGGGGGAGUGGAAACUACCUUACCCAUCUUCAAUGUUGAACGCGUUCAACUGCAGUUCAACAUCGCCUCCGACUUUGUUGCUGGUCAGGUUGCCAACAAUGUCUUAAUUCUUGCCCUUGCUACUGGACGAAUUCUACGUAUAGAUUUGGAAAGUCCUUCAGACAUUGAUGAUGUCGACCUCCCCAAGAAGACCAGCGAGGUCGGCCUCAUACGACGCAUGUUCCUCGACCCCUCCGCUUCCCAUCUUAUCAUCAGCACUACUCUGGGGGAGAAUUUCUACCUCCACAGCCAGUCCAAGCAACCCAAAGCUCUGUCGCGAUUAAAAGGAAUAUCCAUUGAAUCGGUCGCGUGGAAUCCCUCUCAACCGACAGCCUCGACACGGGAAAUCCUCAUUGGAGCCGUCGACGGCAAUGUCUACGAGAUAUAUAUUGAACCCGCUACCGAAUUCUACCGUCGAGAAGAACGGUAUUCUGCACAUGUAUGGAAGAUACCCGAUGGUGCCGUCACCGGACUUUGGGCCGAGACCAUUGAUGGGAAACCUGAUGUGCGAAGGGUAAUUGUGGCUUCCCGCUCCAGACUAUGUCACUGGAUAGGCAAAUCAGGUGGACGAGGGAAAGAAGGUUCAGCCUCCAUCUAUGCCGACCUGUUUUCCAAAGAAGCACCCAUCACCCAUGAUACCACUGGAGCGUCGGCGACGGCACCAUCUUCUUUCUCCGUUUCGCCUGAAUCCCCGGAAUCCGGAACGGACUCCGAUCGAAGUUUUGCGUGGUUAUAUUCACAAGGGGUUUUCACCGGCAAACUAUUGACAUCUCCAGCAUCAUCUAAUCUUGGUUCCAAAAUCUUCCGUGAAGCCAAACUCCAUCCUCGGUCGGUCUUUCCGGAGACGAUAUCUGCUCGGGGCGGACGAAAACUGAUUCAAGAUCCCAUUGCGUCGGCGAUCCUAUCGCAGUGGCAUGUUUUGGCGCUCGCCGAGGGGCGCAUCGUUGCUGUCAACCGUCUGAAUGGCCGUGUCGUCUACGAUCAGGCAGUGUUGGAACCGGGACAGAGUGCACUUGGACUGGUGGCGGAUCAGAAAAAGAACACGUACUGGCUGUUCACCAGUCACGAGAUCUUUGAGGUGGUUGCCAAUGAUGAAGAACGAGACAUUUGGAGGAUCAUGCUGCAAAACCAAGAUUACGAUGCCGCUCUCCGAUAUGCCAAGGGAGUCGCACAAAAAGACUCGGUCGCCACUGCUUCGGGAGACUAUUUGUCGAGCAAAGGGCAAUAUUGGGAGGCAGCCAGUGUGUGGGGGAAGAGCAGUAAAGCAUUCGAAGACGUGUGCCUCUCAUUAAUCGACCAUGGCCAAGAAGACGCAUUGAGAAAAUACUUGAUGGCCAAAUUGGGAUCAUACAAGAAAUCGUCCAUCAUGCAGCGGGUCUUGAUAGCCACCUGGCUCAUUCAAAUCUUCAUGGCGAAGCUCAAUACUCUGGACGACAUGGUGGCCACCAAAGCUGAAUUGUUGGAGAACACCGACGCUGGUGGAGCGAAACAGGAUUUGGAAAGGACGCGAGAAGAAUUUCAAGAGUUUGUCACGAAACACAAAUCGGAUUUGGAUGCCAAAACCGUGUAUGAAGUGAUAUCCAGUCACGACAGAGAAGAAGAACUUCUCUUUUUUGCCAACACCGUCACCGAUUAUGACUAUGUUUUGUCGUAUUGGGUUCAACGAGAAAAAUGGACGGAAGCCCUUUCGGUGCUGAAUAAGCAAAGCAACCCGGAAACAUUCUAUCGGUACAGCAACGUCCUCAUGACUCACGUGGCCACCGGGUUGGUGGAACUUCUCAUGCGAAGAAGUAACAUUGACGCCCAACGAAUGAUUCCAGCACUCCUGAGCUACAACGAGAACGCGAACGUGCCUUUGAGCCAGAAUCAGGCGGUGCGAUAUCUGAAUUUUGUGGUGACGAAUAAUUUCGAAGUCCCGGCCUCGGUGCAUAAUGCGCUGAUUUCCAUCAUGGCCUCACAUCCGUCACCUUCAGAAAGUCCACUGCUGUCAUACCUUGAGAGUCAGCCCUCUCCUCCAUUAUAUGAUGCUGAUUUUGCAUUGAGGCUUUGCAUUCAACAUGACCGGGUGCAAUCCUGUGUGCAUAUAUACAGCGCAAUGGGACAGUAUCAACAAGCGGUGGAACUGGCUCUGCAGCAUGAUGAUAUUGACCUCGCGGCCAUCGUGGCCGAUCGGCUGGAAGGAAAGGACAAGGCGAGGAAGAGAUUGUGGUUAUUGAUUGCGGAGAAGAAGAUCCAGGAGGCGGCAUCGAUCAAAGAAGCCAUCAGUUUUCUAAAGCGAUGCGAACUCCUCAAAAUCGAAGAUCUGAUCCCGUUCUUUCCCGACUUUGUGGUGAUUGACGAUUUCAAAGAAGAGAUUUGUGAAGCCCUGGAGGAAUAUUCCCGACAUAUCGACAGUCUGAAGCAAGAGAUGGAUGUGUCCCAACAUACGGCCGAACAAAUCAAAGCCGAAAUUGCCGCCCUGGACCAUCGAUAUGCCAUUGUGGAACCAGGAGAACGAUGCUGGAUUUGCACCCUACCUGUUCUGAGCCGACAAUUUUUCGUGUUCCCAUGUCAGCAUGCCUUCCACAGCGACUGCCUGGGCAAGAGGGUAUUGGAGAGUGCCGGGUCCAGCAAAAGAAAACGGAUCAAGGAUCUGCAAACUGAGGUCAAUCAGGGGUUGACGGUAGGCGUGCAACGACAGAAAUUGGUCCAAGAACUAGAUGGACUGGUAGCUGAACAGUGCAUCUUGUGUGGAGACCUGGGUAUUAAACAGAUUGACGAGCCAUUCAUCCAUCAAGAGGACGAUGUAGGGGCAUGGUCUGUUUGA